UUUACUCGUAGACACUAAAUUUCUCGCAAAACUUCACGAUUCCUUGCUGAACCCUCGCAAUUUAUUCCUUGCUUUUACCUCGCAGUUCUUUUUAUCGAGUUUCAAAGUCAGGAAAAUCUCUUAAUUCAACUUUCUAUCAUCUCGACAUCCCUCAUCCACCCCACCUUCCACCCCACCUUCCAUUCUUCCAUCCCCACAAUCAUGGCAACUAACGGCGCAGAAGAAAGCAUCACGUCUGAGCACGACGAGCAUGUUGACAAACUCGGAAACUUUAUUACUCAGGAUGAUGGAGGGAGUCUCGGAUCUCCUGGCUUGGAUCCGCAGUCGGACGAAUCCGAUUUUGACGAUGCUCCAAAAGAGCUCAAAUCUUCCCUGAAGAAACCCACUCAGAUCCAAGAGAUCGUUGCACCCAGACCACCUCUACCGGCACAACCUGAUCCGGAGACUCUAGAUCUUUCUGCGCUUUCUCCUCUUUCACCUGAAAUUAUCUCUCGCCAGGCUACGAUAAACAUUGGUACCAUCGGUCAUGUGGCUCACGGGAAGAGCACUGUUGUGAAAGCUAUAUCUGGGGUUCAGACAGUCAGGUUCAAGAACGAACUUGAGAGAAACAUCACUAUCAAGCUUGGUUAUGCCAAUGCAAAGGUCUACAAAUGUGAUAAUCCUGACUGCCCUCGUCCUGGGAAUUACCGAAGUUAUAAGAGCGAUAAGGAAGUCGAUCCUCAGUGUGAACGGGAAGGCUGUAGCGGAAAGUACCAACUAUUGAGACAUGUUUCCUUCGUUGAUUGUCCUGGGCACGACAUCCUCAUGAGUACUAUGUUGUCUGGUGCAGCAGUCAUGGACGCCGCUCUCUUGCUGAUUGCUGGAAACGAGUCAUGUCCCCAGCCGCAGACUUCCGAGCAUCUGGCUGCAAUAGAGAUCAUGAAGUUAAACCACAUCAUUAUUCUUCAGAACAAGGUUGACCUUAUGCGUGAAGCGUCUGCUGAAGAGCAUUACCAAUCGAUUCUGAAAUUCAUUCGUGGCACCGUUGCGGACGGUUCUCCAAUCAUUCCCAUUUCGGCCCAGCUGAAGUAUAACAUUGAUGCUAUCAACGAGGCCCUUGUAUCGAAGAUUCCUGUUCCGAUCCGAGAUUUCACUGCAACGCCCCAUAUGAUCGUUAUUAGGUCUUUCGAUGUCAACAAACCUGGCGCCGAAAUUGAUGAUUUGAAGGGCGGUGUUGCCGGUGGCUCGAUCUUGACGGGUGUGCUAAAACUCGGGGACGAGAUUGAGAUCAGACCAGGAAUUGUCACCAAAACUGAAAAGGGACAAAUCCAGUGCAAGCCUAUCUUUAGCAGAAUUGUUUCACUGUUCGCCGAGAACAAUGAUUUAAAAUUUGCCGUUCCUGGCGGUCUUAUUGGUGUUGGUACCCGCGUCGACCCAACCCUCUGUCGUGCGGAUCGCCUCGUUGGAUUCGUCCUUGGUCUUAAGGGGCGUUUGCCAAGCAUCUACACCGAUCUUGAAGUCAAUUACUUCUUACUGCGUCGUCUUCUCGGUGUCAAGACUGCAGACGGAAAACAGGCUAAGGUCGCCAAACUUACCAAGAACGAAAUUCUUAUGGUCAACAUUGGAUCUACUGCUACCGGUGCAAAGGUUAUUGCUGUGAAAGCUGAUGUAGCCAAACUUCAAUUGACUAGCCCAGCUUGUACUCAGGAUGGCGAGAAGAUUGCACUGAGUAGGAGAAUCGACAAGCAUUGGCGGUUGAUCGGGUGGGCGACUAUCGUCCGUGCGGGACCAUCUCUCGAUCCGGUCGAAGAAUAAGUAUUUUAUUGGUUAAACGCAAUGGUGGGAAUACAGAUGGGUUGGCGUAUUUUCCUUUGUCUUAUUGCCCAACUGCCUUUGUUUCAUCGGUGUAACGAGCAACAUGAGUAUGGCUGCGGGAUUGCUGAAUGCGGCACAUUGAUACGGUUCUGGCGCUCCUGGAGAUGAUUGUGAUGUGGGGAGAAUAUACAAAAAGCGUCUUUUCAUUUUCUGGGCUUCAUUACUUUUCCUUUUCUGCGUGACCUAUGAUGGCGGGUGGUGGGGCUUAAUGGAUGGUUAUUUAUUAUUCAUUUGAUGUCUGUCGGGUGCUUCUAAACUGUAUUGACUUCUGUCUUCUUUGGUUCCACGCUCUGCCCUUUGGAAUAUAGGUUAGAAGCUGAGCGCCUGCUAGGGGGGGACUCCAUUCAUCCUGUCUUUCGGAGGGUGAUGAUGCGAACUGCGGGGAUGCGGUACGGAUGUGGUACUUAGCGUGUGGUUGCACUUGAGUUAGCGGGACCGCGACCACGCAAUUCCUAUGCCGGUAGUACGAGUAAGCUAGUGUAUGGGGUUUUCGGCCACCCGUAGUUUUCGGCCACCUUGGCGCCCCGAUAAAGACAAAAUAAAUUUCAAUCUACAGUGUCCAUUCAAACA
Messenger RNA from Tuber melanosporum (Perigord truffle), 2424 nucleotides. RefSeq lists its product as uncharacterized. Gene Ontology annotation, cellular component: cytosol; eukaryotic translation initiation factor 2 complex. The coding region runs from base 202 to 1794 and encodes 530 amino acids. The transcript is spliced from 3 exons. The record is from RefSeq and is a predicted model, not a curated record. NCBI's taxonomy places the organism in Eukaryota, Fungi, Ascomycota, Pezizomycetes, Pezizales, Tuberaceae. Gene Ontology annotation, biological process: positive regulation of translational fidelity; formation of translation preinitiation complex. Gene Ontology annotation, molecular function: tRNA binding; translation initiation factor activity; GTP binding.